AUGAAUGAAGAAGUUUUUGAAGAUUUAAUUGCUGAUAUGGAUUCAGUUAACCUUAACAAUAAAUCAUCAUCGAAAUCAGAACAAAAUUCAAAUUUAGUUGAUAUCACGAAAAUUAAAAUCGAACAAACUACAACUACGCAAAUCACACCUAAAACAUCUACAAAAACACCAACACAAAAGGGUAAUAAACGUAUAGACAUUAUUGAAGAAUACAAUAAACGUAAUGCUGAAAAAGAAUCUUUAAAUUUAGUUAUUAUUGGAAAAAGCACUUUGAUGGGUCAUUUACUUUAUCUUCUUGGUGAGGUAAAUGAUAAAACAAUGAAAAAAUAUGAAAGAGAAUCAUCAAAGAUAGGAAAAUCAUCUUUUGCCUAUGCGUGGGUUCUUGAUGAGACUGAAGAAGAAAGAAAUAGGGGUAUCACCAUUGAUAUUGCAAUGACAAAGUUUGAAACUAAAAAUAAACGAUUUACUUUAUUAGAUGCACCUGGACAUCGUGAUUUCAUUCCUAAUAUGAUUUCCGGAGCAGCACAGGCAGAUGCAGCAAUACUUGUAAUAGAUGCUACAGUAGGUGAAUUUGAAGCAGGAUUUGAUGCCAAUGGACAAACAAAGGAACAUGCAUUGCUUGCUAGAAGUUUAGGCGUACAACAAUUAGUUGUAGAAUGGUCAAAAGAUAGAUUUGAUAUAAUUGUUUCGAAAUUAAGUCAAUUCUUAUUAUCACAAGUUGGAUUUAAGAAAAAGGGUAUUUUCUAUAUUCCUUGUAGUGGAUUAACAGGAGAUAACUUAUUAAAAAAAUCAGAUAAAUUAUUAGACUGGUAUAGUGGACCUACCUUGAUCGAACAAAUUGACAAGUUUGAACCACCAGUAAGACUUAUAGAAAAACCAUUCCGUCUUUCUAUAACAGAUUUUUUCAAAGGUGGUUCUGGAAGUUUAAGUGGUAUUACAGUGGCAGGAAGAAUAGAAACUGGUAGUUUACAAAUUGGCGACGAAUUAAUUAUUAUUCCUGGCAAAGGACAUGCAACAGUAAAAGCAAUACAAGUUUUGAAUGAAUCAUUCAAAUGGGCAGUUGCCGUAGGUUCAAUACUGUGCCCAAUAUCAAAUCCUGUUCCUUUAUCAUCACAGCUUUUGGUAAGAAUUGUUGUAUUUGAAGUAAAAAUCCCUAUUACUAGAGGUUAUAAUGUAAUUCUUCAUCGACAAAGUUUAAAUGAACCAGCUAUUAUAACAAGACUUAAAUCAAUUAUUGAUAAAACAACUGGAGAGCAAAUUAAAAAAAAUCCAAGACAUAUUCCAAAAUCAACAGCUGCUAUUGUUGAAAUACAACUUCCUAACAGACCGAUACCUAUAGAGACAUUUAAAGAUAAUAAAGAACUUGGAAGAAUAAUGAUAAGAAAAGGUGGAGAAACCAUUGCUGCUGGAAUUGUUACAGAGAUACAGUAUGGAGUAAUUGCACCAAAAAUUAAAGAAGUUCAUAAAUCCUUAUGUGCUGACACGAUAGACCAGACAGUUGGCAAAGAAGAUUUGCAGUCAUGCAAGCCAGUGGCCAUCUCAUUAGAACAAAACUGGAUCUUGGCAACUGUAAUUGGAUAUAAACCUGAGGUUAAGCUAAAUAACAUGUUCUUCCCAAUUGGAAAUAAAGGAGAAUUAAAGCUAAUCAAUUUAGAAAAGAUCAACUUGUCUUGCAAUGUAUACCCAGAAACAACAUGCUUUUACAAAGCAAUUGUUGUCCUUCCACCUAGUAGGAUUAAACCAUCAAAAAAGAGCUGUUAUUUACUUGAGUUUGAGGAUGAUGGACAGACAUGCUCAUAG
Messenger RNA from Entrophospora candida, 1800 nucleotides. The record is from the annotation of a GenBank genome assembly. Lineage: Eukaryota; Fungi; Glomeromycota; Glomeromycetes; Entrophosporales; Entrophosporaceae.